This is a messenger RNA of Sporothrix brasiliensis 5110, 2745 nucleotides long. RefSeq lists its product as uncharacterized. The coding region runs from base 1 to 2745 and encodes 914 amino acids. Gene Ontology annotation, biological process: endosome organization; Golgi organization; phosphatidylinositol phosphate biosynthetic process. Lineage: Eukaryota; Fungi; Ascomycota; Sordariomycetes; Ophiostomatales; Ophiostomataceae. The transcript has 2 exons. Gene Ontology annotation, molecular function: 1-phosphatidylinositol 4-kinase activity. The record is from RefSeq and is a predicted model, not a curated record. Gene Ontology annotation, cellular component: fungal-type vacuole membrane; endosome; lysosomal membrane.
AUGCCCAAGGCACGCCCAGCUACCACGGGCUACGAACGCCUUGCUCAGGCUGACCGGUUUUCCGACGACUCCGACGACGAUGAAGGCGCCGGCGCAGCCACCUUCGCUUCGCUGCAAUCAUCCGCUGCUGCCGCCGCUCUUUCCGGAACCUCGGGAGCAAACCCUCGCUAUGCGUCCAUUGUCGGCGGGCAACAACCGAGGCCCCAUGGCGGUAUGAGUACAGGCGGCCACGACCGGCGGGCAUCGUACCAGCAAAAUAACUACCGCCGGCGACGCACCAACUCCGGCGUCGACCUCAAGGCAAUCAACGCGCGCCUCGAGCGGUGGGCCGAUGAGAUUGCCAACAAGUUCAAGCGCCACCAGAAGAAGCGAGGACAAGAAGACGAGGGCCGCCUCGAAAUCCACUACUCUGUGUUCCAGGCUCCCGAGGGCGUGCGGCCAGCAACAGCCGAGACACUGGCACGGACAGCGGCCGGCGCACCCGACGCAACAAACGUUCCAUCCUCUGUCAUUACCGAAGCUGAGUUCGAGUCCAUUGUCGACAGCGUGCGGACCGCCAUCCGUGAAGGCACGCACCCCCGCAUGAUUUCGCAAGGCAGCUCUGGCAGCUACUUCGCGCGCAACCCAGAGGGCAAGGUGGUCGGUGUCUUCAAGCCCAAGGACGAGGAGCCGUAUGCUGCUGGCAACCCCAAAUGGAACAAGUGGAUUCACCGGAACCUGUUUCCCUGCUGUUUCGGACGAGCCUGCCUCAUUCCCAACCUUUCCUACGUCAGCGAGGCCGCCGCCUACGUCCUCGACAACCAGCUACGCACCUACAUGGUGCCUUAUACCGACGUCGUCUACCUCUCGUCCAAGUCCUUCCACUAUCCCUUCUGGGACCGAUACUCCCACUCGCGCAACCGGAAACCACUACCGGCCAAGCCUGGCAGCUUCCAAGUUUUCCUCAAAGGCUUCAAAGACGCCAAUAUCUUCCUCCGCGAAAAUCCUUGGCCGGACCAAUACCUGUCUGGCUUUCGCACGAGCGAUCGCCACCGCAACGGCCGCACCGGUCGUUGGGCCGACAACUGCCGGCCAGGCUCUAGGCGUACCUCCAAAACGCCAAAUGGAUCGAACCUGAGGAGCAGGAGCUCUGGCGGUGCUGGCGGUGACCUAGGUGACGAGACGAAUUACAGCGACUACGACGAGAACGAGGAUGCCAGCGCAGCAUCAACGCCGGGGCCCGAUAACUUUGUGUGGACCGAAACCCUGAAACAGUCUUUCCGCGAAGAACUGGAGAAGCUUGUCAUUCUUGAUUACAUUAUGCGCAACACGGACCGUGGCCUCGAUAACUGGAUGAUCAAGGUCGACUGGCCGAGCCAAGAAGUGUCAAUCACCUCGGAGCCCAUGCACCUCAACAUGGACGGCGCCAGCGGCAGUGCUAACGGCAGUCCUGGCUCCGAGGCCCCGCGUCCCGUCGACCUCUCUCAACGACCGGCCCAUAGCAACCGUGCCCGGGCGCCCUACCGCGCUCAGAAACCGAUGGAGGCCUCCACACCACCCGCCAGCAGCACUCUGCAGCCCAACAUCCACAUUGGAGCCAUCGAUAACUCGCUGUCCUGGCCUUGGAAGCAUCCGGAUGCCUGGCGCAGUUUCCCCUUUGGCUGGCUCUUUUUGCCCGUGGACCUCAUCGGCCGGCCCUUCUCGCAAAGGACGCGCGAUCAUUUCUUGCCGCUUCUGACGUCGCCGGCUUGGUGGUCGCAGACCCAGCUUGCCCUCCGCCGCGUCUUCCAGAUGGACCCCGAUUUCCAGGAACGCAUGUUUGCUCGCCAGAUUGCCGUCAUGAAGGGCCAGGCUUGGAACGUUGUCGAGACUCUCAAGACGCCCGACCACGGCCCCCUCGAGCUGACACGGCGGGCCAAGGUCUGCGUCUGGGACGACUUGGUCGAAGUGCCGAUUGCCGUUCCUAUGCGUGCCACCAGCUCUGAGAUCCGCCGCCGUAACGAGUUUGAGCUAUCCCGGGCCAUGGACGAAGAAAUGGACAUUGGCGCCAUCGGAGGCGUUGACGGCAACGGCGAUGGCCGUCGCGGCGGAAAGAAACCUGCCACGACCACCAUGACCAGCAGCGACUCGUAUUUUGACAACGUGGAAGGAACCAACGACCCAGAGGAUUUGCUCGUCAGCGCCACAUCUCCGCUACCCAAUCCGGGCCGCUUUGAGCUGACCAAGGAGUUGGUCGCCGAGGAAGACGAGUCUGGCGAGGGUGCUGCUGGCGAAUCGUCGAACAUGAAUGACGCCAACUCACCUCCGGCGCCGUCGCCCGCGUCCUCGCAACUGCUAUCCGUCGAGUCGCCUAAUGCCCGCGGCGGCAGCCGGCGAAACCUGUCGUCUGCCGCUGCCAGUGCCGCGGCCCAGCGGCAAAAGAUGCCCCCCCAGCACCAGCGCCGGUACAGCUAUACGACAGCAGCCUCGCGGCGGAAUAGCAACACCAUUGCACAGCAGCUGUACGGUGAGCGGCACGGUGCCGCGGCAGGCGGUAGCGGGAGCAACUCCAUGUCGUCCUCCAUGCUCCUGCCGCACCACCCGCCCCGCCACCACCGGGCGGCUUCGCUGGACAACUACUUUUACGACGACCGGGCCGGUGACGAGGACAUCGAGGGCGACCUAGGCUAUGCAGCGGCCGAGGGCAUGGAGAACAACCGCCGGCGCGUGAUUGUAGAGCGUCUUGAGCCGGUGAAGACCAAGAACCCGGUGUUUACAUGGUGUUGA